AUGGACCAGUCAGAUUCUCAGGGUGAGUCCGACUCAAGCGACUCGUUGAAUGAUACUGACGGAAGUGAUAGACACCGACGCAGGACGAGUCCACAUAAGGAGAAGUCUGCUGAUUCCUCUUCAAUCACUGCUACCUUCGUGAAUGACGAAAGCGGCAAUCAGUCGAGGGCAUUGCCAGCACCACAAUCGCCUGUCACCGAGACUCAGUCGAACGCCGCAGACGAAGUUCAUGGUGGGGGUGAAAACACGUCAGGGGAUCCUGAACCCGUUGAGCCAGAUAGAAGCAACUCUGAGGCACCCACUUCUCGUUCACAAGGCAACGCUUCACCCGUUAAUACUGAGCCCAACAAUUCCUCUUGCCAAACGGACGGCACUUUAGACGUCGAAAUUGUCGACGACACUGACAGCGUUUCGACUCCGGUCGCCGAUUCCUCCGUACCGCAGGAGCCCCCAACCAAGGCUGUCGUCUCCCGACGCCGACUGACCCGCAAAAGUGUGCAACGGGCCGAGUCGUCAGUUGGUACCGAAUCUGUGGAGAAUAAUAAGUCGUCGGAACCGUCUGAGAGUGGCAAGCAAAAACAGCCCGAAGCGAUCACUGGCGGUGAACCAGGUAGGCCGAGAAUCGACUUUGAACGGCUCCGUCGGAUCCGCGCGCUGAUUAACAACCCCGCCAGUCUUGAGUUCACCUUCGACGAGCUUGAUAAACUCGCUGAGGUAGUCGACAAAUCCUCGCAAAACCCAACUCAAACCGACCACCAGAUCUUGUGA
Messenger RNA from Mesocestoides corti, 768 nucleotides. Lineage: Eukaryota; Metazoa; Platyhelminthes; Cestoda; Cyclophyllidea; Mesocestoididae. The record is from the annotation of a GenBank genome assembly.